Phycodurus eques (leafy seadragon) is the source of this 2787-nucleotide messenger RNA. RefSeq names its product EF-hand calcium binding domain 7 (gene efcab7). The record is from RefSeq and is a predicted model, not a curated record. Gene Ontology annotation, molecular function: calcium ion binding. Bases 203 to 2020 code for a protein of 605 amino acids. Lineage: Eukaryota; Metazoa; Chordata; Actinopteri; Syngnathiformes; Syngnathidae. The transcript has 13 exons.
CUAGGUCGUUGUUUACUUAGCAACAGUCAGAUUCUGGCAACGGCGCUUUUUGUAGGUGGCUACAUAAACCAAUUUCAUAGUAAAAAGUCAGCUUAGUUCCUUUGUCAUGGGUAAUGAAUAUUUAUAAACCAUGUAGUUUGGAAGUCAUUCUGGGACAGAGGGGGUGAACAUUAACCACUUGACGAAAUAUCCUCAACCAAAGAUGUCUUAUCUGGACUCGUCGGAGGCUCCUGAUGAGGAGGAAACUUUUUAUAUGCAGUGCAGAGCCGCCUACCUAAGUGUGUUCAGAUCCAGUCUGUCAAAUAUCUCAUCGAAACAGGAGUUAUGUCGAGUUCUCCAAUUAGCUGGUAGAAAUCCCUCUCAGAACACUCUUGAUAAAUAUUGGAACCCAGGAACAACUCACAUAAACUUUGACGAUUGCUGCGAGAUACUGAAAAGUGAGUGGAAAACAGAGAACAAUGAGCUGAUGGGAGUUUUCAAAAAGUUGGAUGCAAAUGGCGAUGGCUACAUCGCACACAGUCAAGUGGAAAAACUCCUUACAAAUGGAGGAGAUAAAAUGACACCUGAAGAGGUGAAGGCCAUUUUCUCACUAAGCGAAAUCAACAAGGAUGGCAAAUUUAACUACGUGGAGUUCUGUAGACAACUUGUGUCCACUGUGGAGAAAUGUCAGAUGACCUCUUUGGUGAAGCUCCACUCUGAUGCCAAGCUGAAGAGACAAAACUUUGGCAGCCAUGAAGACAGCCCUCCAAAAACCUCCAUGACAUCACCAUCAGCAGCUCCACCUCAGUAUCCAGAAACAAUCUGUUCAGAUCCAGACAUCACACUGCGGAAAGACAGCCGACCAUCCUCUCGUCCUUCUUCUGCUCGCAGUAGACGAUCAUCUCUGUCAAACUCAGUCACUGCAACUUCCAGCACCAGCAAGCAGUGGCAUCACAUUUGCGUGAGGGGAUGUUUCCUCCUGGAAGACGAUGGAACUAUCAGCUCACUGCAGUACCAGCUGCACCUGCCCCAGACUUCCAUUGUUACCCUAAGCAUCCAGCCUUUGAGCCUCGACCGAAGAGCUGACAAGCCUUCCCCCUGGAUGAAUGUGGACACAGCUCUUUUUGUGAUGUUAGCUGGCGAUACAGAAGAGGAUUCAACACUAAUGUGUUUCACUGGUGCAAAGGACAAAGAAAAGUACAUUUGGAGAGGUGAACUGAAAGCUGGGAUGUACUACCUACUGCCUUUCUCCAGUGGCUGCAGAUUAAAAAAAAGGAGCAGAAAGAAUGUCUCUGAUAAAUCUGUAGAACUUGUCUACAAGACAGACACUGGAGAACUCGACCUCACCAGAGAGUUUCGGGAGGCACUAUCGGAGAUCUUUGACAUGAUAGACCUGGACGGGAAUGGUUUGCUCAGUCUUGAGGAAUACAAUUUCUUGGAGCUGAUGAUCAGCGGAGAAGAGUGCAAGAUGGGGACGUGGGCCAUCUGCAAAGAGAAUUUUGACAUGAGAAAGAAUCAACUGACAAAACAGGGCUUCAUGGAGCUGAAUCUGAUGGAGGCAACGGAGAAAGAUGGGGACUCUGAUGACCUGUGGACCCUCGUGGAAACCAUGGGCUACAACCGUAUGCUGGAGCUAGUCGAGGCUUGCCCAUUCCAGAUAGAUAUACACUGUGAGAGCACACAGCCAUCAGUUCGGCCACUCAGACUGGACUCCGGAUCCAAGAUUCUGAACCAGGCCCUGCAGAAGUCCAUCACUUUAGAGGGAACAGCCAAACAACUGAAAGGACAGGAAAAUGUGCUCAUCUACACCUACAGAGGAGAACACAGGGUCUCAUCCCUCAUAGUCAACAAGACCAACCAGAAAGUGACGGUUCGUGUCAACAACAAGCACAACAACAACUGCUGCAGCAGUAGAGGCCUGAAUGUGUUUGCUAUAGAGGUGCCAGCCAGAACUAAGAUGGUGUGCCAACAUGUCCUGCCCACCAGUGAAAAACAGGACUGGGCGUACAACUGUGUGGAGACUUCACUGACCUCUAAAUAGAGCUUGCACACGGUAUGCUGCCCGUCUAGGCUUGGGAAACACAAGAGCUUGUCGAAACACUUCAGGUGAUGGCACAAAAAAUAAAAAAUUUAAUGGCUGCACCAAAUGUGGUGCUUACUGUCUGAAAGCAACCUUGCAUUUAGAGCCGUAGCUGACUUGCUGUUUCUGGUGCAAUUUAUGUAUUUAGCUAACAUUUAUUUAUUCAGGUAAGGCAGUUGAAAACCGAUUCUCAUAGACAGCAGAGUACAACAAAGCAAAGUAAGAGCAAAUACAGAGACAACUGGUACAUCUUCUUCACCCUUCCAUUCUGGUUAUGCAGUGCAGUGUCUGCUUUGGCAAUACUGUAUGGGACUGCCAAUGAAAUGUAUGCCUCUGCAUUGCACUCUGGUUUGAACUGUACUUGCCCUUGGCCUUUUCAGCUGAGUCUUGACCUUCUAUUUAUGUCUCACAGACCGUUCUUUGCCCUUUGACUUUAUUUGCUGAAACAGUAGAGCCAGCUAACUAAAUGUCACAUGGCGUAUGAGAUGUAUUUUAUGCCGCUGUGCGUUUCCUUUUCCGACAGGUUAAGUUUAAACCCUGAGCUGUUGGGCCAUAUUACAUGUUGUUGUAAAUGUUGUAAUCAGUGUGCAGUAUCGUCUUUUUUUAUUUUGCCUAUAUUUGGUAUGUUUUUGGACGGAUCUUUUUUUCUUCUUUGACGUAAGAAUACACAAAAAUGUAAAAUUGUACAAAUCACAAAUAGAAUAUCCUCAAUUCAUUCAUUUCCCUUA